GUUACAGAAUCCAUUGCCACCGAAUAUGACCUAAAGACCAGACCAGAAGCCAGACAACAGCCAACCCAGUACCAGGUUUCAACUUCCCAUUCCUAUUCCCAUUAAUACACGCAAAUGCCUCAGAGAAAUCUAUGAACUUCUGUCCAUUCUAUGCCUUUCUUUACCCACUCCCCGCCGCCUCUCGCUCUGCGUGUUUCUUCCUGUAAACACCUCUGCUCCGCCCCAUACCCAACACCGCGGAACAAUCUUCUCUGAACCAAAAUCUCACGAACCCAUUUCGAAAUAUAUGCGUUUUUGCAUAUAAAGCUCUCGCCUUUACUCCGUUUUCUAUACAAAAACAGCUCUUUUAUCUCUCUCUCUCUCUCUCUCUCUGUGUACAUAUAUAUAGGGUGGUCGAGGACCAGGAAGGAGGAUGGUGCACUACCAGAGAAAUCAUCUGCUGGUGAAGAAAGGAGGGUUGGUUGAUGGUGAUGAAGAAGAUGAAUCUCAUCACCACCUUCUGGGUUUGGUGUGGGGGAACAGUGGCUAUAACAAGAGAGCAAAGCCCAAUCUUUUGUUUAUCCUCUUUCUCUCUCUCUUGUCUUGCAGCUUUAUCUUUGCACCUCAUCUCUUCAGUGCUUCUCCCCCUACUUUUUCUCUCUUGUAUUCGUUUGGAUUUGAGGGUGAAGGACUUGCUUCUGAAAUCGAUUCAUAUGCUUCCCUUUGUUCCUCUGCCCCCAAUGGUACUAUUUGUUGUGACAGAAGUAGCUUUCGAUCCGAUGUGUGUAUAAUGAAAGGGGAUGUAAGAACAGAUCCCGCUUCAUCUUCAAUUGCCCUCUACAGAAGCUAUGGUCAUAACCGAUACAUUUUGGGCUUGUCUGGUGACAACGAUAAGGCGGUUCCAGUUGAAAAGAUCAAGCCUUAUACUAGGAAAUGGGAAACGAGUGUGAUGGACACGAUUGAUGAAUUAGAUCUUGUUGUGAAGAACAAGAAGGAUUCUGGGAUUCAUCACGCGUGUGAUGUCCAGCAUGAUGUCCCUGCUGUUGUGUUCUCGACGGGAGGGUAUACUGGGAAUGUGUAUCACGAAUUCAACGAUGGGAUUUUGCCUCUCUACAUCACUUCUCAGCGUUUCGAUAGGAAGGUUGUGUUUGUCAUCCUUGAAUAUCAUAGCUGGUGGAUUUCCAAGUACGAAAACAUCCUUUCUCGCCUUUCUGAGUAUCCUGCAGUGGAUUUUCGAGAUAACAGAACCCAUUGCUUCCCUGAAGUUAUAGUUGGCUUAAAGAUCCAUGAUGAGCUCUCCAUCGAUUCUUCGUUGAUGAAAGGGAACAAGAGCAUCAGAGACUUUAGGCAGCUGCUAGACCGAGCUUAUCUCCCUCGAAUUACAGGCCUUAUUCAGGAAGAGGAAGAAUCAAAUUCCUCAACCGAGAUAAAGGUGAAGAAGCAAAACGUGAAGUCACCUAAGCUGGUUAUAGUUGCUAGGAACGACUCACGAGCAAUACUUAACGAGGACUCGUUGAUUAAAAUGGCUGAAGAAAUUGGGUUCCAAGUUGAAGUUUUGAGGCCUGCAAGGACCACAGAGCUCGCGAAAAUUUACAGAGUUCUGAACUCAAGCGAUGUUAUGAUUGGAGUUCACGGGGCUGCCAUGACACAUUUCCUCUUCUUGAACCCCGAGUCUGUCUUCAUCCAAAUCAUCCCCCUGGGAACAGACUGGGCAGCCGAGGCUUACUAUGGCGAGCCAGCAAAGAAGAUGGGAUUGAGGUACAUUGGCUACAAAAUCCUCCCGAACGAGAGCUCGUUGUACGAUGAAUAUGACAGCAACGAUGCUGUUCUCACAGACCCUGAUAGCGUGAACAAGAAGGGCUGGGAAUUCACCAAGAAGAUCUACCUCGAUCGCCAGAAUGUGAGGCUGCAUCCUGGGAGGUUUCGGAAACGCCUCUUGCGUGCUUAUUACUACACCAUUGCCAUGAAAAGAAAUCAUCAAAGUCAGUAACUUUUUUCUUAUCUUGUCUCAUUUCUGGGAUUUUGCCAUACAUUCAUCUCAUUCUUUUCAGUGUUGUUGUAUAUUACUAUGCAGAGAGAAACAGUAACUAUUGUAGAGACUAAUGAAACAUUAUUGCCUUUUGUGUACAUCAGUGUAUAAAAACAAUAAAAAGAUUGCAUUCUCUU
Molecule: messenger RNA, 2145 nt
Organism: Ipomoea nil (Japanese morning glory)
Lineage: Eukaryota; Viridiplantae; Streptophyta; Magnoliopsida; Solanales; Convolvulaceae
Exons: 3
Coding region: 413-1969 (518 amino acids)
Molecular function (GO): glycosyltransferase activity
Source: RefSeq, a predicted model, not a curated record